Molecule: messenger RNA, 1137 nt
Organism: Cololabis saira (Pacific saury)
Lineage: Eukaryota; Metazoa; Chordata; Actinopteri; Beloniformes; Belonidae
Product: protocadherin gamma-A2-like
Exons: 1
Coding region: 162-1013 (283 amino acids)
Biological process (GO): homophilic cell-cell adhesion
Cellular component (GO): plasma membrane
Molecular function (GO): calcium ion binding
Source: RefSeq, a predicted model, not a curated record
CAUCCUUAAUAGAGCAUGAUUAACUCAGCAAGAGAAUCAGAGAGCUGUUGGAUUACAGCAGCAUUUUCAGCUCUGUAGUUUAAUGUAGUUCAAGGAUUUUAUUAUAAUGUCGGCGGUUCAUCUGUUUCUGCAAACAUGUUGGAAAAUGGGCCAUCGAAUAAAUGCAAGGGACUUGGAUAUAUUUUUCAUUAUUUACUCUCCUUUUUGGCAUUUCGUGUGGAGAAGUUCGCUACGUUCUUCCAGAGGAGAUGCAGAUGGGAUCGGUUAUUGGAAAUGUUGCUCGGGAUUUGGGACUGGAGGUGUCGGGGUUUGAUGCUCGUCGAGCCCGGGUCAUUGCAGAAGGAACCGACAAGCUCUGUGAACUGGACACAAUGUCAGGCAAUCUUUUGAUCAGCCAACGGAUAGACCGAGAGGAGCUGUGCGCACAAGAGACUGUCUGCAUCCUUCAGUUUCAGCUUUUACUUGAAGAUCCUCUUCAAGCAUUCAGCUUAGCUUUGGACAUUGCAGAUAUAAACGACAACAGCCCCAUGUUCGCUGCAGGGGAUUUCAAACUAGAUUUAGUGGAAUCCACCGUUGUGGGGAGGCGCUUUCCUCUAGAAAGCGCGCACGACCCUGAUCUUGGCACCAAUUCAAUCCGUGAAUAUAAAUUGAGCCAGAAUGAUCACUUUGCACUAGAAAUGAGCUCCCAAAUGAAUGGCAAUGCUUACCCGGAGCUUGUUCUUAAAAAGCCCUUGGAUCGAGAGGCUCAAACUGAACAUGUACUGGAAAUCAUUGGAAUUGAUGCGGGAAUACCUGUCAGAUCAGGAACUGCUUCUAUCCACAUCCAUGUUUUGGACGCAAAUGAUAAUGUCCCAGUUUUUACCCAACAAGUUUACAAAGCCUCUAUAUCAGAGAACUCAGCGAUAGGGACUGUCAUUGGAACCCUGAAUGCCACGGACUUGGACAGCGGUGUUUAUGGAGAGAUAACUUACUCCUUUAGUCACCUGUCCGACAAGAUGGGAGGAGUUUUUUGAAAUCAACCCUAAAAGUGGACAACUUCGGGUGGCAGGUGUUAUUGACUAUGAAGAAACUAGCUCCUAUGAGCUGGAUGUUCAGGCCAAAGAUGGUGGGGGUCAGGCCUCUCACUGUAAACUUCAA